GAACCAUCUAACCCUGACAUGUCUAUAAACUCACGGGCAGGCACACACUGUGCUCUCACAGGGUAAGCUUCAUUUGAAACUGCGAGCGGCAUGUAGUAGUGCUACACACAUCGUCUUGUGUGUAUUGCAGCACAUUAGCGAAGGCCACUUCACUUUCGGACAAUGUGAAAUCCAGCCAUUGUAGCAUGUAUUGAAUUAUAGUCAAUUGUUUGCCACCUAUUCAUGAUGACAAUUUGUUAAAUAAACACAUUGAGCGCAGCUGUUGAAAUUCACUGGUAUUUAAUAUACAUGUAUGUGCAACUCCUACCUUCUAAUACAAACAAAAUACACAUGCUUCGGUUAUCAGCAGUGGGGCUAGAUUUUGCUGGUAGAUGUAAGCUGGCUGGGGUCAAAGGUUCUUUGAAAGAAAGAAUACUGAGUAGACUACAGUCGGUGUCCUGUAGAAUCCUCAGUCAUUGUGAAUGGUGGUAGUCUCCAAUGCACUGCACCUGGUGAGACCACACUAAUACCGGACGUCUGAGCUCUCUUAAAAAAGCUGUCGAUCAAAACGUGUGUGCGAUCUGUUUUGGUUUGGAAAGAUAGUCUUCAACAACAACAACGACAAUGGGAUGGAAAUUAGCAGUCAGUGUUCUACUGAUUGGUGUAUUAGCUGCCUACAUGAGUGGCAUCUUCAGCUCACCACCAAGUCCCCCUGAGAUAGGGGAUGGGUGGUGGGGACGAGGUGAAAGACCAACAACCAAAGAGGAUACAUCCAUCAGAAAGUUCAAGAUCAAUGUUACUGACGAAGACAUGGACGAUUUGAAAGAUCGUUUGAGAAAGACCCGAUGGUUUGAGAGUGUUGAAGAAACCAAGUUUCAUUUUGGUAUCAAACCAGAAUACAUGAAGUCAAUACAGGAAUACUGGCUCAACGAAUACGAUUGGCGUAAACAAGAGAAGGUUCUGAACAAGUAUCCACAGUUUAAGACAAAUAUUGAAGGAAUUGAUAUCCACUUUGUACGAGCCACACCCAGUAAGCUGAAACCUGGACAGAAAGCAAAACCAAUACUGAUGGUGCAUGGAUGGCCAGGAUCGUUCUACGAGUUCAGUAAAAUCAUUCCAAUGUUAAUCGACCCGACUAAUCAUGGUGGGACGGAUGCGGACGUCUUUGAAGUCAUCUGCCCGUCUCUUCCCGGUUAUGGCUUCUCUGAGGCUGCGCAUAAGAAAGGUCUGAACGCGAAGGAAAUUGGACGUAUAUUCCACAAGUUGAUGACUCGAUUGGAGUUUGACAAUUACUACAUUCAAGGAGGUGACUGGGGCGGUCUAAUUGUUGACCUUAUGGCUGGUAUGUUUCCAAGUCAUAUCAGAGGAAUGCAUAGUAACUUCAUCACAGUGCAGCCGAGUUUAAGUCAGAUGAUCCUAGUCAAGAUAUUUCCCUCUAUCGUGCUAGAUGAUGAAGCAUACGCAAGGGCUUUGCCAAGUUUUGAAAAUCUUGGUUUUUGGUUGCAGGAGACGGGAUACCUGCAUAUCCAGGCCACCAAACCUGAUACUGUUGGACACGCCCUCACCGACUCCCCAGUUGGGCUCGCUGCUUACAUCAUUGAGAAGUUUUCUGUUUGGACCAAUUACGAUUGGAUUGACUUAGACGACGGUGGACUGGAUGGCUAUUGGUCCAAAGAUGAUCUGCUAAACAACGUCAUGAUCUAUUGGGUGUCGGGAUGCAUUACGUCAUCAUUGCGCCUGUACAAAGAGACCAUUUCCAAGUCUUUUGAAUUGGCCAAUUUCAUAAACACAGUUCCCGUUGGUUUAACAUCGUUUCCAACGGUAGUCAGAAUUUCCGCUAGUCUUUGGGGCACAGGAGACGGAUGCAUUUCUUUAUGUUGAACUAGUGGUAGCAAUGGUGGUGGUGGUGGCGGUAUGAGGGACGGCGGAAGAGCGAGUACACACAACCUAUCCAUUGCCAAGUCAUCUAUGAUCAAUCUAUUGAUUGCUAACAUACACCAAGGCGUACACCAUUUCAAUUACAUCAUCAAUUCAGUUCAGGAGAUCUUCCUUCCAUUCUUAAACGUUUCUAUCUUAACAUGUUUAACCACGGGGUUAGGCUAAAGUUAUCAAUAAAUAAAUCCACUUAGCCCCCCCCCCCCACAUUUACCAAUAACUGGGCGGUAUGUAACUCAGUGAGAAACAUCAUUGCUGCUUCCCCCUCUUCUACAUCCAGGCUUGAUCCGAUUCCCACAUGGUUUUUGAAGAUGUGUUUAGGCGAGCUCGUUCCUAUCAUCACGAAUAUCGUCAAUCAUUAUCUGCUGCAUGGUCAUUUCCAAGAAGCAAUGAAACAUGCCCACAUCACUCCCUUGCUUAAGAAACCUAACCUGGACACAGAACAACUCAAGAACUACAGGCCCAUUGCAAACCUGCCGUUUCUUUCAAAGACAAUAGAACGUGCAGCCGCUGCCCAACUUCAAAAUUACCUCACCGACAACAAUCUUCAUGGACACUUCCAGUCCGCUUACAGAAAACAUCAUAGUGUUGAGACUGCCCUUCUACGUGUUCAAAACGACCUACUCCUGGAUGCCGAUAAGGGGCAAGAAGCUAUUCUUGUCCUCCUUGAGUAUUCAUCUGCCUUCGACACGAUCGACCAUAACAGCAUGCUUCAGCGUCUUACGAACAGAUACAGCGUGUCCGGUCACGCUAUCGGUUGGUUUGAAUCCUAUCUAGAAAAUCGCACCCAGAGUGUCGUCAUCAAUGGUGCUCUUUCGAACCCUCAAGUGCCAUUCUGCGGUGUUCCUCAAGGAUCUGUUUCUGGACCGUUAUGUUUCACUCUCUACACAUCCCCCUCGAAGACAUCAUCGAGGGCCAUGAUAUCAAUAGAAUGUUGUACGCCGACGACACCCAGGUAUACGUCAUCACUAACGUCAUCAACAAACUAAAAUUGAAUGAAGAGAAGACCGAGGUCAUUCACAUUACAUCUCGCUUCAGAAGCUAUAGCACACUUUCACCUAUCUUAAUUGGCAGUUUUCCAAUAGAACCGGUUCAGAGAGUACGAGAUCUCGGUGUCACUUUUCAGAACGAUCUUCGAACGGACAUCCAUGUGAAAAAUAUCUGCAAAACUUCGUACCUCGCAUUACACAAAAUUGGACAAAUUCGCAAUCUUCUUGACAAAUCCACCACGGAAAAACUGGUUCACGCCUUCAUUACAUCCCGCCUUGAUUUUUGUAAUAGUCUUCUUCUCGGUCUACCUGACUCCGGUAUCUCCAAACUUCAGCGAGUUCAGAACUCAGCAGCCAGAUUGGUCACACGAUCCAAAACCUGUGACCACAUUUCAUCUAUUUUCUCGGACUUGCACUGGCUUCCGGUUAGACAACGGAUUGCUUACAAAACCCUUAUUCUGACAUACAGCUGUAUCCAUGUCCACGCACCUACAUACUUGCAAAAACUUGUUCACAAAUACCAGCCUUCUCGAAAUCUCCGCUCUCAAUCACAAUCUCUACUUGCCUGUUCAUCCGCUUCUACUAAGUCUUACGGCCAGCGUGCAUUUUCUACGUCUUCUACUCUUUGGAACAAACUCCCCCGCAAUAUCAAAGACGCUAAAACUCUGGAUAAAUUCAAACGCCUUCUCAAAACUCUCUUGUUAAACUCCAACUAGUUUUGUCUGUUUUUUCUUUCUGACUUUGUACAGCGCAUUGGGACUCCGUGUGUAAUGCGCUUUAAAAAAAAAAACGGUGUAUUAUUAUUCUUAUGUAUAGUUCUGCGAGUGAAUUAUAUAUUACAGUGCAAAGUUCAUUGUUCAUUAUUUAGAACCGGGCGUACGCCAAGUGGAAUAAUUAGUAACCAUGUGACAUUUAUCAGGUGGCGGCCUGCUGCACACUCAUGGACGUUAUUUUUAGGUUUCCGUACGUCCCUUACGUUUACGUUAUGGUAUAUACCGACUGAGACGAAAGCUGUUUUCGUGACAUGUUUCAACUCAUUUUUCAAAAACUGCAGCACUAGUACCUCGGCAAGUAGUAUUUAAAGGGAAACAUUCGACCACCACUAUCUUCAAACCGCGUAAGUUUAAUGUAAAUCUGUGGACAUUGUGUUUUGUGUACCCGCAGUCUUUAAUGGAAAAAAAUGGAAGAUUUGAAAUUUUGUGAAGAUUGCACCUUCAGUUUUAAUCCACUUUUUGUGUGUAUUUUGUUAUGGGAGGGAACACGACGCUUGUUCGUCUGAUACUUUCUUUAUAAAACGGCAAUUAUCAUAGAAAGUCAUGACUGAAGUAAAUUUAAUUUCUUUCUAGAAUUUCCUGCAACAUUGAAGGACAUUCUAUUCUUAGCAUUGUCAAUUUAUUUUGAGACUCAUCUGCACAGUUUCAGGUGGAGAGAAUAUUUCUGUAUAUUAAUGACAGUAAAUUGGAUGUAAAUUAUUUUCUACAUAUUUGGACCAAACAAAACUUUCUGAUUUUUUAAAGAUAAAAAUAAAAGAACAAUACUCUGAA
Messenger RNA from Asterias rubens (European starfish), 4447 nucleotides. RefSeq names its product epoxide hydrolase 1-like. Bases 604 to 1860 code for a protein of 418 amino acids. Gene Ontology annotation, molecular function: epoxide hydrolase activity. Gene Ontology annotation, biological process: epoxide metabolic process. Lineage: Eukaryota; Metazoa; Echinodermata; Asteroidea; Forcipulatida; Asteriidae. The record is from RefSeq and is a predicted model, not a curated record. The transcript is spliced from 10 exons.